Molecule: messenger RNA, 3400 nt
Organism: Oncorhynchus mykiss (rainbow trout)
Lineage: Eukaryota; Metazoa; Chordata; Actinopteri; Salmoniformes; Salmonidae
Source: RefSeq, a predicted model, not a curated record
CCUGUCAAAAACACUGUCAAUGGUCGCCCUGAAUCGACGUUGCUGGGGGAGUUAUUGAAUAAUUUCUCACCAAGUACCUCCACCACAGUAUCUCCACCACAGUACCUCCACCACAGUAUCUCCACCACAGUAUCUCCACCACAGUACCUCCACCACAGUAUCUCCACCACAGUAUCUCCAUCACAGUAUCUCCACCACAGUACCUCCACCACAGUACCUCCACCACAGUAUCUCCACCACAGUCCCUCCACCACAGUACCUCCACCCUCCUCCUCCCAUCAUGGACCUGUAUGAGGUCUUCACAGGAAGCAGGCUGGAUGUCAUCACUGAGGAGGUUCUGAGUGGAGACGAGGAGCGUGGGGAGGAGCACCAGGAGGAGGUGAAGGAGGAGGAGGUGAACAGGGAUCUCCCUACCAAAGAGGCCUUCGUAGUGGUGUCAGAGAGAACAGAGACUAGAGAGUUGUCCUCUACCUUCCAGCGUUUCUCCACGGAUACCAACGACUCUCUGAGCAGGUUUGAGGCGUAUGUCCCGUCUUCAGAUGAGGAUGGAACUCCAUCACCUGACAGCUCAGCUCUCAAACACGAUGACGUGUUUGAGGAGCACAAGGAGUCGGAGGACAAGGUGAAUAACAUCAGGACUAAGCUGGAGGAGAAGGUGGUGGAGAUGGAGAACUUUGCAGGACAUCUAGAAGAGAUCUUCCUCACUGUGGAGGAGAAUUUUGGUCGUCAGGAGCAACACCUGGAGCAGCACUGCAACGAUGUUCUACAGACGUUGUCCCAUCGUUACGACGAGCGAGCCGCUGCGCUGGGGGAGGAGAAGAAGAGGAAGUUGGAGGCCUUGUACACUCAGCUGCUGGGCUGCGGACGUACCCUGGACGCAUCCAAGGACCUGAUUGAGACCGCCCAGGAACUGUACCGCACCGAGGACAAACGACUCUUUCUACAGGCUGUUAUGCCCACCAUGAAGAGAAUUGAGGAAUUUGCGAAGGAGAAGCCUGACCUGACGCUGGUGACCCCUCUGGAGUUUGACAUGCCCCUCGCUGACCUGUCAGACGUCAAGACCAUGAUGGACUCCAUCAACAUCGUACCAGCCCCAUCUGCCCCGGUCAUCAACCCCCAGGUGUCUAACUCGGCCACGCGGACGUCUCUGCGUGUGUGCUGGAGCCUGUUCUCAGACGACUCUGUGGAAUACUACGAGCUCUACUACAGACAGGUCCUGGAGGACACGCCGGCUGUAGACAGCACCAAGGGGCCUGACGUGUCUAAUGUGAAGGUAAAGGAAACCCACUGUAGUGUAGGAGAGCUGCUGCCUAACGUGCAGUAUGAGUUCUGGGUCACAGCUACCAAUACGACAGGCAUCAGCCCUGCCAGUGAGAAGGCUGUCUACGUGACAGUCCCAUCUCCACCAGUCAUCAGACAGAGGGAGUGUAGCAGUUGUCCGGAAGCCGCUCUGAUUCGCUGGGAGUCAGGAAACACCAACCCAGUCGACUCCUACACCGUAGAGCUGAUUGAGACAGGCACUGAUGGACAGAGUGGGGUCACUGAGUCCAUCGUGGCUGUUCCUACCUGUGAGAGUCUGAUCCAGCUGGAGUCAGGAAGACAGUACCUCAUCUACGUCAGAGCUGUCAACAUCGGAGGACCCAGUGACAGGAGCCAGGCUUUUACUGUCUCUACUACAGGAACCGUCUUCCACCUGCUGCAGGACACAGCCCACCCCUGUCUGUCCAUCUCUGAGGACGGCUUCUCCAUGUUCUACGGAGACGAGGAGCUCCCGCUCUCCGCCAUGACCUUCGACGACAACACCUUCGCCAGGUGUGUAGCUGUGUUAGGGGACCUGAUCCCUGUGAGAGGCAGACAUUACUGGGAGGUGGAACUGGACGAGGACACAGAGUACAGGAUUGGAGUGGCCUAUGAAGAUACUCAGAGAAACUCCUACCUGGGAGGAGCCAACACGUCCUGGUGCAUGAGACAUGUCCUCACGCCAUCCAGACACAAGUACGAGUUCCUCCACAGCGGCUGGAGCCCAGACAUCCGGAUAACGGUGAACCCUGUGAGGAUAGGGCUCAGUCUGAACUAUGAGAGAGGGAUCCUGUCCUUCUUCAACGUGGAGCUAGAACAACACCUCUACACCUUCUACUGUAGCUUCCAACGCUAUGUUCAUCCCUGCUUCGCUCUGGACAACCCCGGUGCGCUCACUGUUCGCACUGGGGUAGAGGCACCGGGGUACGUCCACUUGGUCUGAGUUUACCUACCAUGAUGUACAGGUGUGUCCAUGGAAACGUCUUUACCUACCAUGAUGUACAGGUGUGUCCAUGGAAACGUCUUUACCUACCAUGAUGUACAGGUGUGUCCAUGGAAACGUCUUUACCUACCAUGAUGUACAUUAAACAGAGUACAGGUGUGUCCAUGGAAACGUCUUUGUUGUCUGUUUUUCUAACCCUCUGGACAACACUGCAUGGUAGAGCACAAUUAUACUACAAAAACAUGUUUAUGACCCCUUUGUGUAAGUGGGUUAACAACCAUAUCUGAAUAAAAACCAUGUAUAUCAGUGGUUUAGACCAGGGUUUGACUGACUACCACAACACUGUUACAGACUAACAUGAUGAAACCCUGGACUACCACACCACUGUUACAGACCAACAUGAUGAAACCCUGGACUGGACUACCACAACAAUGUUACAGACUAACAUGAUGAAACCCUGGACUGGACUACCACAACACUGUUACAGACUGAUGAUGAAACCCUGGACUGGACUACCACAACACUGUUACAGACUGAUGAUGAAACCCUGGACUGGACUACCACAACACUGUUACAGACUGAUGAUGAAACCCUGGACUGGACUACCACAACACUGUUACAGACUAACAUGAUGAAACCCUGGACUGGACUACCACAACACUGUUACAGACCAACAUGAUGAAACCCUGGACUACCACAACACUGUUACAGACUAACAUGAUGAAACCCUGGACUGGACUACCACAACACUGUUACAGACUGAUGAUGAAACCCUGGACUACCACAACACUAUUACAGACUAACAUGAUGAAACCCUGGACUGGACUACCACAACACUGUUACAGACUAACAUGAUGAAACCCUGGACUGGACUACCACAACACUAUUACAGACUAACAUGAUGAAACCCUGGACUGGACUACCACAACACUGUUACAGACUAACAUGAUGAAACCCUGGACUGGACUACCACAACACUGUUACAGACUGAUGAUGAAACCCUGGACUACCACACCACUGUUACAGACUAACAUGAUGAAACCCUGGACUGGACUACCACAACACUAUUACAGACUAACAUGAUGAAACCCUGGACUGGACUACCACAACACUGUUACAGACUAACAUGAUGAAACCCUGGACUGGACUACCACAACA